Messenger RNA from Trichophyton rubrum CBS 118892, 1050 nucleotides. RefSeq lists its product as uncharacterized. Bases 1 to 1050 code for a protein of 349 amino acids. The record is from RefSeq and is a predicted model, not a curated record. The transcript has a single exon. Lineage: Eukaryota; Fungi; Ascomycota; Eurotiomycetes; Onygenales; Arthrodermataceae. Gene Ontology annotation, molecular function: nitronate monooxygenase activity.
AUGGCAUCCCCUAUCAAAACACCGUUAUGCGAGCUCCUCGGCAUCCAGCAUCCCAUCCUCCUCGCUGGCAUGGCGCGCACAUCUGGCGGCCCCCUGGCCGCCGCCGUCUCCAAUGCCGGCGGACUCGGCACCAUCGGGGGACUCGGCUACAGCCCAGCACAGCUCGAGGAGAUGCUGGUCGAGCUGAAGUCGCAUCUGAAGAAUCCCGGCCUGCCGUUUGGCGUUGACCUGGCGCUGCCCAAGGUCGGCGACGGCGCUCGAGCUACCAACCAUGACUAUACCCACGGCCAGCUCGAUGAGCUGAUCGAAGUGACCAUCAAGAACGGCGCAAAGCUGUUUGUCUCCGCUGUGGGCAUCCCGCCAGCCCAUACCAUCAAGCGUCUGCACGAGGCCGGCAUCCUGAUAAUGAACAUGGUGGGCGCUCCCAGACAUGCCGAGAAGGCGCUGCAGGCGGGCGUGGAUAUCAUCUGCGCCCAGGGGGGUGAGGGAGGCGGCCAUACAGGGGACAUCCCCUUCUCGAUCCUGAUACCGGCCGUCGUGGAUGUCUGUCGCAAGUACCGCAGCCCGCUGACGGGCAAGACGCCGCUUGUUGUCGCUGCCGGCGGCGUCAACGACGGCCGCAGCCUGGCCGCCUCGCUGAUGCUGGGGGCUGCUGGCGUCUGGGUUGGCACUCGGUUCGUUGCUGCGGAGGAGAGCGGUGCCAGCCAGCUGCACAAGGAGGCCGUGGUGAGUGCUGGCUUCGGGGACACCGUCCGGACGCUGGUGAUAUCUGGCCGGCCGCUGCGGUGUCGAGAGAACGACUACAUCCGAGAAUGGGAGAACAAGCCUGAGGAGAUCCUGCGCCUGACGAAGAACGGCAUUGUGCCGCUGAUGAAGGACAUGGAAGAGGAUAAGGAGAUUGAUUUCCCCUUUCUCAUGGGCCAGGUUGCGGCCGUCGUCAAGGAUAUCAAGCCAGCCAAAGACAUCGUUGACUCCAUGGUGGCCGAAGCCCGGCAGAUGCUGGAGCUGGGACGCUCUUACAUGGGGGAUAGGCAGGGCAGCAAGCUGUGA